AACGAUGGAUCACAUGUUUCUGCCUCGGUCCAUCUGGACCAGUGACAGUAAGUUUCUCCAGCAUCCAGCAGACCUCUACACCAGUGUGGUCGUUACGCGCAGCAUCCCUGCAGGCACGUGCUUUGGUCCAUGUGUGCUCCAGCACACUUUCUAUGACACCAUCGCCUUCAUAGCGCAGAAAUCCUGCGACAAGAGAGCGAAAUCCUACGUAUUUAAGGUGGACCCUGAGGUCAUGCGUAAUUCUGCUUUGGUGCUGUCCUGGCUUCGGCUCGUGCAGGCUGCGCGCAAUGAGGAGGAGCAGAAUACCGAGGCCUUUUUGAAAGCGGGUCAACUGUACGUGCGGACCACCCGGGACAUCCGGCAGGAGGAAGAGCUACUAGUGUGGUACGACCAGGAGCUGUCUCACCUACUGGGCUUCACAGACAUGAUCCGAGCAUCAAGUGAAGAUUUUAAAUGUGGAAAAUGUAACCAGGUCUUCAAUUAUGAGUAUCCGUACCUGGCUCACUGCCGACUCCUGUGCACCCAAGUAAAGAGUGACACUUGGAGCCGCCUUUACGAGCAUAAGCAUGUGGAAAUUAAGAGGCAACACCGAGUGACAGAUUUUCACAACAUCGCCAGAGAAUUGGAACACAAAAAAUCUGGCAGCAAUGAGGACACAGAGAUCCCACACAAGAAAAGGAAAUACGAGGAAACUCCAUACUUCAAAGGGCGUAAAAGUGUUCUGUUAGAAAAAACGAAUAUUUCAAAUGAUGGUAACAUUACACAGCUGACCAAGGGCCACGAUCAGACAGCAGGAGAUGCUACUGGUUCUAUGGGGAAGCUGAAAGCUGAUAGGAUCAAACUGGACCAGUUGGGAUGUAAGAAUUAUGCUUUUGGUGAAGUGGGAGAACCCAAAGGGACUUUUACGCACGACAGGGAGAGAGAGACAGAUUCGGAGAGAGGAGAGAGUUCUGGUGUGCGCUCAAGCAGCAGAAGUGCGUUUUCUCCAGUCCUUUCCAACAGUCAAAGUGAGCAGAAAAGUGCUUUUUGUAAACCGAGCACAAGAACUUCUCCAAGUGAGCCACCGGCGCAUGUCAACAGAGCAACAACAGCCCCCUCUAGCCGCAUAGAGAUAGAUGCUUUCCCCUCCAGGACUGUCAUGGGAUACAACAAUCUGCUGGCAUCCAACAUCCUGAGCAGUGACUUACAGACUGUGCCCUCCCCUGUGACAUUAAACAGCUCUUUCCAUUACGCACCGGAACACUGGUCUAGAAACAUUGGCGCUCAGCUACAGACAACCUCGUCUCUCACGAUCCUCCCACCGACUUUCACCUCUUUCGGCGUGUCGGUGCAGAACUGGUGCGCCAAAUGCAACCUGUCCUUCCGCAUGACCUCUGACCUCGUUUUCCACAUGCGUUCUCAUCAUAAGAAGGAGUUCGCUGCGGAGUCCCAGGUGAGGAGGAGACGGGAGGAGAAACUCACCUGCCCGAUCUGCCACGAAUACUUCCGAGAGCGGCACCACCUGUCCAGACACAUGACUUCUCAUAACUGAGAC
Messenger RNA from Scomber japonicus (chub mackerel), 1534 nucleotides. RefSeq names its product PR domain containing 8 (gene znf488). The record is from RefSeq and is a predicted model, not a curated record. Lineage: Eukaryota; Metazoa; Chordata; Actinopteri; Scombriformes; Scombridae. Gene Ontology annotation, molecular function: protein binding. Gene Ontology annotation, biological process: regulation of DNA-templated transcription. Bases 5 to 1531 code for a protein of 508 amino acids. The transcript is spliced from 3 exons. Gene Ontology annotation, cellular component: nucleus.